Messenger RNA from Scheffersomyces coipomensis, 1865 nucleotides. RefSeq names its product E3 ubiquitin-protein ligase. The record is from RefSeq and is a predicted model, not a curated record. The coding region runs from base 156 to 1820 and encodes 554 amino acids. NCBI's taxonomy places the organism in Eukaryota, Fungi, Ascomycota, Pichiomycetes, Serinales, Debaryomycetaceae. The transcript has a single exon. Gene Ontology annotation, molecular function: zinc ion binding.
UCGAACAUGACACAAAACUGACAAUUUACGCAUAGCAAAAAUAAACUCACCCUUUUGAAAUUUAACAGCAAAUCACUCUAAUUACACAUCAUAACAAUCAUAUCAAUUGUACCAGUUCAUCAUCAUCAUCAUCAUCAUAUGGGAGAAGUGCUGAGAUGAAGUUCACUAAGAAUGUAAUCGCUGUGGCGGUGUAUGUUCUAGCUUCAACAAUGGGUAUGGGAUGGUCAUUGUUCCAAAACUAUACAACGUCCUUCAACAAUGAAAUAUUAUUAAUGAAUCUAACUUCUGAUAUCCAUUUAAAGAUCUUAUUGAAUUAUAUCGUGGUGGUGUUUCUCGUGAUAGGAAAGGUAUCGCAAAUGAUCAUCUUUGGUGAGUUACGAGUCAUUGAAGUGGAGAAAUUGUUUGAUUAUUUACCUAUGUUCUUAUUCAAUUUAUUAUUGAAUUUAACUACGUUUGAUGAUUCAAUCUUGAAUUGUUUCUUAUUCUGUUUUUCAGCUUUAAACAAGUUCCUUCAUAUUGUUUUAUUCGAAAGAUUGAAUUAUUUAACAUUUAAAAUCACUAAUAAUGAUAGCAUAUCCGUCACUUCCCGAUUGGCAGUAUUAAGACAAUACUUGUUUAAUCAUUUUGUAUGGUUAAAUAUUAUAUUCAUCAUCACUGAUUUCUCCAUUGCUAAAGUUUUAGUAUAUGAUGUAUUCCAAGGCAUUAAUUCGGUGGUUUGUUUAUUAUUUGGAUUUCAAUUUGCUAUUCAAGGAGUGGAGAAUUUAACUUAUUUCUGUAAAUUAUUAGUCAAUCUUUAUGAAGUUAUCUUUUAUAUCGCUGAACAAGAUGAAGAUGAUGAUAUUGAUAAUGAUGAAGCAGAGAAUAUAUGGGAAUUAAAACCUUAUUAUAGUAAAUCAAUUGAUAUAAUAUCAUCCCUUUUACAAGCUGGGGCUCAUUUAGGAUUCAUUUAUUUAUUAACUAUUGGAUCUGGUAUUGCUUUCCCAUUUUCAAUGAUUCAAGGAACUUUAGCAUCAGUUAAAGAUACUUAUAAAGAAGUCACUCAAUUAAUUAAGUUCAUUCAAUCUUCUAAACGAUUAGAAACUCAAUUACCGGAUGCAACUAAAGAAAAUUUAGAGACAGAAAAUGUUUGUAUUAUAUGUCGUGAUGAUAUGUAUUCAGUUGAUGAAUAUAAUAGAUCUCAUCCAAAAAAUCAUUUACCAUCAAGAAGAUACCCUAAGAAAUUAAAAUGUGGUCAUAUUUUACAUAUGGGUUGUUUAAAAGAUUGGUUAGAAAGAUCAGACAAUUGUCCUUUAUGUAGACAAAAUGUAUUUGAUGGUCCUAUACCAGCACCAACACCUACUGUACCGGAAGGACAAGCACAGCCACCACAACAAGCUGCAGUACAGGACCAAGGAGCUGCACCAGCUCCACAAGCAGCAGCAGCAGCAGAACCUGUAAAUAAUCCAAAUCAAGACAUCGGGGUAAGGUUGGCUGAAUUCGCCCAGGUAAUUAAUAGAAGGUUAGGUACCCUCAAUGAUGAUGACGAUAAUAAUAAUACUAAUAAUACUAAUACUAAUAAUGACAAUAAUAAUAACAUCCAUACCAACGAGAACCAUGAAGUUGAUAGUGAAGAUAAUACUACAGGUAGUACAUCGAGUGGAGAGUCCGAUCUUCAUAAUCGAAAAAUUUCCCCAUCAAAUCAAUUUCAUAUUGAAAUACCGAAAGAUUCAUUAGCCCCUCCAGGUUGGACAGUGUUGCCUAUUGAAAAAGCAGAUGAAGAUAAAUUUAUAGUUUCAUUUUCAAGAACUGCUCAAGGGAAAUUAACGAUCAGGAAAAGAUGAAGGUUAAAUAUGCCGUGUAUAUAUUAAAUAAGUUUCUAUAUAUAU